UAGCCUGGACAGCCUGAUGUUUACCACAACAAAAGAAACUGAACUAGGUGACUCUUGACUGAGAAUACCUCCACUUUUCAGGAGCUUUUAGAAGACUAAUAAGAUGCCCCUGGUAGCACGGAGGCUGAGAGAUCCUGACAUAAAUCCUUGUUUGUCGGAAUCUGAUGCUUCUACGAGAUGUAUGGAUGAAAAUAAGUAUGAUAGGGAAAGGUGUUCCACUUACUUCUUGAAGUACAAAAACUGCCGGAAAUUCUGGAAUUCUGUCAUGCUCAAGAGAAGACAGAAUGGAGUGAAGCCACCUAUGCCUACAGCAGUAGAAAGAGACGAAAUCUUGGGAGCAAUGGGAAAGAUGCCUUAUUGAAUGUUUGCAUUAAAGUUGUUUAUUUA
Molecule: messenger RNA, 387 nt
Organism: Rhinolophus ferrumequinum (greater horseshoe bat)
Lineage: Eukaryota; Metazoa; Chordata; Mammalia; Chiroptera; Rhinolophidae
Product: coiled-coil-helix-coiled-coil-helix domain-containing protein 7-like
Exons: 1
Coding region: 104-361 (85 amino acids)
Source: RefSeq, a predicted model, not a curated record